GGAAGCUGGUAUUUAACCAAGACAACUGGACAACUGCAUAUUUUGUGCGAAGGUCUGUCACACUUCAUUGGGAAACCUUUGAGAGGCUCACUUGUUGAAGGAGAAUGUCUGGAGAGGCAACCCAUCAUAUGACCGUACAUGGAUCGCCGACAAAAUACGUUAAGUUGAAUGUGGGAGGAUCUCUCCAUUACACCACCAUCGGAACACUCACCAAGCAAGAUAGCAUGUUGAGAGCCAUGUUUAGUGGUAGACUGGAGGUUUUGACAGAUACUGAAGGUUGGAUUCUUAUCGAUCGCUGUGGAAAACAUUUUUCCCUCAUUUUAAACUUCAUGCGCGAUGGAACUGUACCAUUACCACAAAAUGAAGUAGAGUUGCAAGAAAUCUUGAUUGAAGCCAAGUAUUACUUGAUUGAGCAGCUCAUUGAACAGUGUGAAAAAGCACUUGAAAAGAAAAAAGAAGAACAUGACCCUAUCUGCCGUGUUCCACUCAUAACCUCAUCCAAAGAGGAAAGGCAACUUGUCACUGGUAAAAAGCCUGUGGUGAAACUGUCGUAUAACAGAUCAAAUAACAAAUAUUCAUACACUGGUCAGUCAGAUGAUAACUUGCUGAAAAAUAUUGAACUCUUCGACAAGCUGUCGCUUCGAUUCAAUGGAAGAAUUCUGUUUAUCAAGGACUUGAUCGGCAACAACGAAAUCUGCUGUUGGACAUUCUAUGGAAACGGAAAAAAGCUUGCUGAGGUGUGCUGCACAUCAAUUGUCUAUGCCACAGAGAAACCGCAGACAAAAGUCGAAUUUCCGGACUCAAGAAUUUACGAGGAGUCUCUGAACGUUCUUCUGUACGAGCACAGAGGAAAUGGAAACUUUCCCGAUGCCGAACUACUCAGCGCAACUCGUAGAGCCGUCGGGCCACGAGUUAUUCCGGAAAAUGACGACGAUUCGUCAAGAAAACAAGACAAAAACCGAUGAGUUUAGAAGCCAAACACCUUUUAUGAAGUCUUCAACUGCAGUAACUUGCUGCAGUAACUUGAUUUUUUUACUGCACUGUCCGGCAUUUACACCAGAAUUCGUAACUUUCAACAUGAACUCCAGCUAUCUCAACUAAUUCAGCUAGUUCAUGUUGGAUUUUCUCCGUUUGUGAAGAAACUUUUUCGAAUACUUGUCUCGUACGUGUACACACACGUUCGGUUGUGGUUACAUGAGAUGGAUGAAUGGCGUGUUCAUUUUGAGGAAAGCUUAUAAUCAAUUCUUUAAUUUUGUGCAGAGGUUUUUUGCGUGUUUGUUCGUCAUACUGUGGAGUCGUUAAGGAAACCAAGCAGGAGCUCAAAAGGGAGAAAAAAUGAAAUAUAAAACAUAGCAUUUGCUGCUUUAUCUACCACCAUAUUAAUCAUCAGGGAACCUGGGAUUAACCAUACCCAACGAAAUACCCUACCCUCCAACCCAGUUUCCCAAUCAACUAUCCUUUCGUUUUCAUUUUGAUUGACAGGGUUCACGUUAGACCCCCGUCUCUGUUGCCCAAAUAUUUGUACCUUGCUUUAAUCCAAAUUGUGAGAGAUCUGUUACUUGAAAAAGAUCAAGAACAGCCCCACUCACCGAAGUACAUAAUCGUAAUAGGGGAAUGCCUGGUUUUUAAACGGCCUCUGAAAUUAGAGCGAUUGCAAUAGUACAGGGUUACAUAUAAUCUAUUAGCGAGAUGAAAUGAAACAUGAAUUGGACCCAGGACUUGUAUCGGCUAGUGUUGGUAUUAACAAAAUGAGUGUGGUAUGGGAACUAGUAGUUGAAACCCCUGCAGUUUUGCAUAAACAAGCAGAGGCAAGUUAUGUUUGAAUUGAAAUUAAAGGAAGAAUCAAAGUCAA
Messenger RNA from Stylophora pistillata, 1852 nucleotides. RefSeq names its product BTB/POZ domain-containing adapter for CUL3-mediated RhoA degradation protein 3. Gene Ontology annotation, biological process: protein homooligomerization. The record is from RefSeq and is a predicted model, not a curated record. Lineage: Eukaryota; Metazoa; Cnidaria; Anthozoa; Scleractinia; Pocilloporidae. Gene Ontology annotation, molecular function: protein binding.